AAUAACAGAAUGGCUGUUCCCUUAGCUACAAGAAGGGGGGCGUGGCCUCGGGCAUGAAGCAUGUGGAGACCAACACUGCGGACGUGAAGCGGCUGCUGCACGUGAAGGGCAAGAGACACAUCAGGGCCAUGGAGGUGGACAUGAGCUGGGACAGUUUUAACCUAGGAGACGUCUUCCUGCUAGACCUGGGGAAGGUCAUUCUCCAGUGGAAUGGCCCAGAAAGCAGCAGUGGGGAGCGCCUGAAGGCCAUGCUCCUGGCAAAGGACAUCCGUGACAGGGAGCGAGGGGGCCGGGCCGAGAUAGGUGUGAUAGAGGGCGACCAGGAGGCAGCCAGCCCGGAGCUGAUGAAGAUCCUCCAGGAUAACCUGGGCCGCCGCACCCUCAUCAAGCCUGCCUUGCCUGAUGAGGUUGUGGAUCAGCAGCAGAAAUCCAGUAUCACACUGUACCAGGUCUCAGAUGCGGCUGGACAGCUGGCCGUCACCGAGGUGGCAGUGCGGCCACUGGCCCAGGACUUGCUGAACCACAAUGACUGUUACAUCCUGGACCAAAGAGGAACCAAGAUCUACGUGUGGAAAGGAAGGGGAGCCACAAAGGUUGAGAAGCAGGCGGUCAUGGCCAAAGCCCUGGGCUUCCUCAAGCUGAAGGGCUACCCUAGCAGCACCAACGUGGAGACGGUCAAUGACGGGGCCGAGUCAGCCAUGUUCAAGCAGCUCUUUCAAAAGUGGACAGUAAAGGACCAGGCCAGGGGCCUUGGGAAAACAUUCAGCAUCGGCAGAAUCGCUACGUUUUUCCAGGACAAGUUCGAUGUAACCUUGCUACACAACAAGCUGGGAGUCGCAGCCCAGGAAAGAAUGGUCGAUGAUGGCAGUGGGAAAGUUGAGGUCUGGAGAAUCGAGAACCUGGAGCUCGUUCCCGUGGACCACUCACAGUACGGCUUCUUUUAUGGGGGAGAUUGUUAUCUGGUCCUGUACACGUAUGAGGUCAACAGGAAACCGCACCACAUCCUGUACAUCUGGCAGGGCCGCCACGCCUCCCAGGAUGAGCUGGCAGCCUCAGCAUACCAGGCGGUGGAGGUAGACCAGCAGUUUGGCGGAGCCCCUGUGCAGGUCCGGGUCAGCAUGGGGAAGGAGCCACGGCACUUCAUGGCCAUCUUCAAAGGGAAGCUGGUCAUCUUUGAGGGAGGGACUUCCAGGAAAGGAAAUGCUGAGCCCGAACCUCCAGUGAGACUCUUCCAGAUUCGAGGAAACAACAAAUCCAACACCAAGGCCGUGGAGGUGCCAGCCUUUGCCUCCUCCCUCAACUCCAACGAUGUGUUCCUGCUGCGGACCCAAGCGGAGCACUACCUGUGGUGCGGCAAGGGGUCUAGCGGGGACGAGCGGGCAAUGGCUAAGGAGCUAGCCGUGCUUCUCUGUGAUGGCGCAGAGGACACUGUGGCCGAGGGCCAGGAACCUGCUGCCUUCUGGGACCUCCUGGGAGGGAAGACUCCCUACGCCAACGACAAAAGACUGCAGCAGGAAGAGUUGGACGUCCAGCCCCGGCUCUUUGAGUGUUCCAACAAGACCGGCCGCUUCGUGGUCACUGAGGUCACGGACUUUAACCAGGACGACUUAGAACCGAGUGAUGUGAUGCUGUUGGAUACCUGGGACCAGGUGUUCCUGUGGAUUGGGGCUGAGGCCAACGCCGCAGAGAAGGAGAGGGCCCUGGCAACAGCCCAGGAGUAUCUGCGCACACACCCCGGCGGCCGGGACGCCGACACCCCCAUCCUAAUCAUCAAACAGGGCUUCGAGCCACCCACCUUCACCGGCUGGUUCCUGGCCUGGGACCCUCACAUCUGGAGCGAAGGAAAAUCCUACGAACAACUGAAAGAAGAGCUAGGAGACGCAGCGGCUAUCCGGAGAAUCACUGCCGACAUGAAGAAUGCAACCCUCUCCCUGGAUUCCGAGGACAGUGAGCCGAAAUACUACCCUGUAGAAGUUCUGCUGAAAAAGCAGCCUCAGGAGCUGCCUGAGGGCGUGAACCCUGCCAAAAAGGAGAAUUACCUCUCCGACCAGGAUUUUGUGGCUGUGUUCGGCAUCCCAAGGGGGCAGUUUGCUGCUCUGCCCGGCUGGAAGCAGCUCCAACUCAAGAAAGAAAAGGGGCUUUUCUGAGGCAGGUGGGCAGAGGGAACUCCCUGGCCACAGAAGAGAGCAGAGAGCGGCAGCAGAGAAUCCCCUGCCGACCUCUCCCUAACACACAGCUCCUUCACUGCCAGCACGAGCAUCUGCAAAGAAAGGCCAGCAUGGCCUCCAUUUUUUUCUCCCCUCAUCCUCGCAUCCUUUGGUGGUUAAACACUGAAAAUGUUAACCACCCACUUCGUGGGUUUUGCAGCCUUCUAGCUAAAGCCCCCGCAGACAGCAAAUUGCAUGA
Messenger RNA from Ochotona princeps (American pika), 2406 nucleotides. RefSeq names its product advillin (gene AVIL). Bases 54 to 2147 code for a protein of 697 amino acids. NCBI's taxonomy places the organism in Eukaryota, Metazoa, Chordata, Mammalia, Lagomorpha, Ochotonidae. The transcript has 16 exons. Gene Ontology annotation, biological process: barbed-end actin filament capping; cytoskeleton organization; actin polymerization or depolymerization. Gene Ontology annotation, cellular component: cytoplasm; actin cytoskeleton. Gene Ontology annotation, molecular function: phosphatidylinositol-4,5-bisphosphate binding; actin filament binding. The record is from RefSeq and is a predicted model, not a curated record.